Messenger RNA from Cordyceps fumosorosea ARSEF 2679, 1305 nucleotides. RefSeq names its product major facilitator superfamily transporter. Gene Ontology annotation, cellular component: plasma membrane. The transcript has 5 exons. Lineage: Eukaryota; Fungi; Ascomycota; Sordariomycetes; Hypocreales; Cordycipitaceae. Gene Ontology annotation, biological process: pantothenate import across plasma membrane. The coding region runs from base 1 to 1305 and encodes 434 amino acids. Gene Ontology annotation, molecular function: pantothenate transmembrane transporter activity. The record is from RefSeq and is a predicted model, not a curated record.
AUGGCCGUGCGCAGCAGGUCGAUCAAGGAAUACCUGCGCAACGUCUACCAGCCUGGCGAGCGCGCCCUCAUCCAGAAAAUCGACUUUUUCAUCCUGACAUUUUGCUGCUUGAGUUAUUUUGUCAAUUACCUCGAUCGCAGCAACCUGAACAAUGCCUACGUCUCCGGCAUGAAGGACGACUUGGGCUUCGUCGGCGACCAGCUCACGCAAAUCAAUACCUGCUUCACCGUUGGCUACGUCGUCGGGCAGAUCCCCUCCAAUCUGUCACUGCACUACGUCAAGCCGCGCAUCUGGUUCCCGCUCAUGAUGGUCCUUUGGGGCGCCCUCACCAUGGUCACCGCCGCCGCCCGCAGCCCGCACGCCGUCAUGGCCGUCCGCUUCUUCCAGGGCGUCUGCGAGGCCUCCACCUUUGUCGGCACCCACUACGUCCUCGGCGCGUGGUACACGGAGCGCGAGCUCGGCAAGCGCAGCGGCGUCUUCACCGCCUCCGGCCUCGCCGGCACCAUGAUCGGCGGCUUCAUCCAGACGGGGCUCAACCGCGGGCUCGACGGCCGCCGAGGGCUGGCCGGCUGGCGCUGGCUGUUCAUCGUCGACGGGCUCAUCACCAUACCCGUGGCCCUGUACGGCUUCGUCUUCUUCCCGGACACCCCGCGCACCACCACGGCAUUUUACCUCUCCGAGGAGGAGAGGCGGCUUGCUCGGUCGCGCGUGCCGGAGGACGAGGGGGAGAAGCAGUCCCCGCUGACGCUCGCGUUCGUCAAGAGGGUCCUGACGUCGUGGUACUGGUGGGGGUUCGUCAUGCUCUGGGUGAUUGCGGGCGAGACCGAGUCGUUUAGCAGCAACGCGCUGCUGGCGCUGUACAUGCAGAAGCACCCGGUCAAUAAGUACUCGAGGGCGCAGCUCAACGACUACCCGACCGGCGUGCCGGCUGUGGGCAUCGUGUCGACGCUCUUCUGGGCCACGCUGACGGACUUUCUCGGCGGUAAGCGCUACCUCGUCGGCUACUGGAUCGGCGUCACGGGCAUCGCCACCUCAAUCAUGAUCCUGGUCGCGGCUACCAACCCGACCAGCUCCUCGUCCACUGCGGUCGUGUUUGCCGCGUACUACUGGGCCGGGUCUGUGUACGCGUGCCAGGCGACCUUUUUCGCCUGGUGCAAUGAUGCCAUGCGAUAUGAGCCGUCCGUCUUCCGAGGCGUGGUCCUGGCCGGGAUGAACCUAGGAAACAAUGCUGUAAAUGCGUGGUGGAUACUCAUCUUUUACGGUGCCUCACGAGCGCCGUGGUUCAUUCGUGGCAUAAUUGCAUGA